GUACAACUGAAAAUGCCUCGAUCACCAGAAAGAUAUAGUCGACGAGACCGAUCCGAUAGUCGGGAUAGAUAUAAAGAUGAAUAUAAAAGAAAGAGCAAACAUCGACAUCGAUCAGAAUCACCAGACAGACAACGUAGCAAAGAUAAAAAACGCAAGAAAUCCAAAAAGGAACACCGUUAUCAUAGUAAACGAGACGAUGAUACGAUUGACGAUGAUCUUGAUAAAUAUGCCAGCAAUUCUCGACCUUCUUUAGAACAACUCGGUUAUUCCAAUGUGAACAAUCCUUUCAAUGAUAUUAAUCUGGAAUCAAAAUUCGUUUGGGGAAAGAAGAAACAACGUGAUCGAAAGGAACUUGGACUUGGAAUUGCAGAACUCAAGCGACGUGAACUGGAACGAAAACGAGAAGCUGAUGAAGAAUUGGCCAAACUUAAUAAACGAAGGGCUGAACGGGAACUCGAAAGAAAACAACGUGAAGCAGAAAUGGAACAGAAACAACGUGAUGCUGAACUUGCUCAAAUGGGUGAUUGGCAUGCCAAAGAAGAAGAGUUCCAUCUUGAACAAGCUAAACGACGUGCGGAAAUUCGAAUCAAAGAAGGACGUGCAAAACCUAUUGAUAUUUUGGCAAUGAAUUUACGACUAGCAAAUGAACCUGAUAAGAUCGAAGAUGAUGUAGAAUUGGAAAUUGAUUUGGAAGAACCUUAUACCAUCUUUGACUCAUUAUCAUUAGAAGACACUGAGGAACUUGAACAGGAUAUAGAAAUGCAUCUUGGACUGGAAAAGAAUGAACAAACAUUGGAAUUUUGGCGUGCAAUGAUGAUUGUAGCUAAGGACAAACUGGAAAAAUUGGAAGCAGAUAAUAGUAGAGUUGCUACUGGUGGAGUGGCUGGAUCAGUGAACCAGGAUAUUCAUCGAAUCUUACAAGGCAAAACAUAUGAACAAUUGAUGGUACUUCAACAACAAGUCAUGGCUAAACUGGCAUCCAAUCAACCAAUCGAUGUAGAAUAUUGGGAAAAUUUACUCAAAGAAUUGGUGGUAUACAAAGCCAAGGCACGACUUAACACAAUGCAUCAAGCAUUAUUGGCUAAACGAUUGCAACAACUACGUGAAAAACAACACGAAGAGGCUCUCAAAGUCCAACAAGAAUUGGGUGCAGUUUUAUCUAUGCAAGCUACGGAAGUAGAAGGACGAGGUAUUGGACCAGGUGAAGGAAUUGCUACUGAAGCUGUGGAUCAAGUAUUGGCUGAACAACAGGAUAGGGCAUUUUUGCAAGAUGACAAUCAAAAAUCAGAUGUAGUGGUGCCUUAUGAACGUGAGAUGAGUCCUGAACCAAUGGAACAAAUCUCAAGAUCAGAUAAAGCCGAACUAAGUAUUUUGGAUCCUAUUGAAGAUAUGAAACAGUUGAUUGCGCAAAGAAGAAAAGUAUUAUCUACCAAGAUUAUUCCCAGACAACCAAAACAGAAAGAAGAAACACCAAAGGAACCUCAGCCAAUGGAUGGAUCUGUGGCAUCAUCAGUUUUAUACGAAAAGGAGAAAGCUAACGGCAUUGAUGAUGAUGAGGCUAUCUUUAAUAUUGAAGCUGAAUUGGCUAAACAGACGUAUCUAUGGCAAGACAAAUAUAGACCAAGAAAACCAAGAUAUUUCAAUCGUGUGCAUACUGGUUACGAAUGGAACAAGUAUAAUCAAACUCAUUAUGACUUUGAUAAUCCUCCUCCAAAAGUUGUGCAAGGUUACAAAUUUAAUAUAUUUUAUCCUGAUUUGAUUGACAAGUCAAAAGCUCCUACCUACUUUAUUGAAAAAGACCCUGAAUCUCCUGAUACUGUUUUGAUCCGUUUCCAGGCUGGUCCACCUUAUGAAGAUAUCGCUUUCCGAAUUGUCAAGCGGGAAUGGGAAUACUCUCACAAGAAAGGAUUCAAAUGUACAUUCGAUAGGGGGGUGUUGUCUCUUUGGUUCCAUUUCAAACGUCAAUUCUAUCGAAAGUAAUUGACAUCAUUGUUAUUACCCCUCCCUUUUAUAUAUGUAGUUUGAAUAUAUGUUUAUGAUUGAUUUGAAAUACAAAAAAAGUCAUAUCCAUUCUUUUUUUAAAUAAAGAAUAGUUUAUUUUGGU
This is a messenger RNA of Halteromyces radiatus, 2104 nucleotides long. RefSeq names its product mid region of cactin-domain-containing protein. The record is from RefSeq and is a predicted model, not a curated record. Gene Ontology annotation, biological process: mRNA cis splicing, via spliceosome. Gene Ontology annotation, cellular component: cytoplasm; spliceosomal complex. The transcript is spliced from 9 exons. Bases 13 to 1980 code for a protein of 655 amino acids. NCBI's taxonomy places the organism in Eukaryota, Fungi, Mucoromycota, Mucoromycetes, Mucorales, Cunninghamellaceae. Gene Ontology annotation, molecular function: protein binding.